AUGCCUUACAAUAAAAGUCUUCUACAGGAGGUCACUGUUUUAUCACAAGCCGCUACAGAUUAUUCUGGUAACAGAAAGCUUUCACUCCGUUUUGAUUGCAGUCACUUCCAACCAAAGGAGAUUGGACAGCAAAGUUACUGUAUGCUCAUGCCAGACACGCUGAGGAAUGGCGGAUGCAAGAGAUAUCAGGAGUUGACCAGAGCAUACAUACUUCCGGAUAACGUAGACCCAAAUCAGUUGAAGUCCCAUCUAUCCUCUGAUGGUGUUCUGGACUUUGAGGCCCCAGCACCAAAAGCUGUAUAUGUUGAGGCCCCUAAAGAGGUUUUGAUUCCUAUCGAACAUCUUCACAGUAAAGAGACCUUUGACAAGGGAGGUAAAAAUAAAUAA
This is a messenger RNA of Mercenaria mercenaria, 387 nucleotides long. Its product is annotated as heat shock protein Hsp-12.2-like. The coding region runs from base 1 to 387 and encodes 128 amino acids. Gene Ontology annotation, biological process: response to heat; protein refolding. Lineage: Eukaryota; Metazoa; Mollusca; Bivalvia; Venerida; Veneridae. The transcript is spliced from 4 exons. The record is from RefSeq and is a predicted model, not a curated record. Gene Ontology annotation, molecular function: protein folding chaperone.